Molecule: messenger RNA, 2979 nt
Organism: Schistocerca nitens (vagrant locust)
Lineage: Eukaryota; Metazoa; Arthropoda; Insecta; Orthoptera; Acrididae
Product: circadian clock-controlled protein daywake-like
Exons: 6
Coding region: 38-814 (258 amino acids)
Source: RefSeq, a predicted model, not a curated record
AGUCCACCACCAGACGGCACGCAGCAGGCAGCAUACCAUGCCGGCACGGGGCGCAGCUCUCUUACUGUUGGCCGCGGCGCUCGUCGCCGUGCGCGCUGCCUACCUGAAGGAGAAACCGGCUUUCCUGACGACAUGCUACCUCAAGGACCCGCAGUUCGAAGACUGUUCCGUGAAGCAGCUGCAAUCAAUCUUCGCACGGCUUGUUGACGGGUUCCCCGAGAUUGGCGCGUUACCGCUGGACCCCCUGGAUGUGACGCAGAUCGCGGUGCUGGCCGACGGUGAGGGACCGGUGGCGGUCAACUCGACGCUCACCGACAUGAAAAUCCGCGGACUCUCGCAGGCAAAGGCCGUCGAGCACAGGUUCAAUCCGAAGACGCUAAGCCUGGACAGCCGGCUUCAAAUCCCUCGGCUGAGAAUCGACGCCAAAUACAAGCUGUCCGGGCGCCUCCUGGUGCUGCCCAUCAACGGCAACGGCGACGUGCAUAUAGAGCCCGAGAACAUGGACGUGAGGGUUCACCACAAAAUGUCCUUCGUAGAGCGAGAAGGUCGUCGCUUCUUCCACGUCGACAGCUCGAAGGUCAACUUCACUGUCGGUGGUCUCAAGAUGGAGUUCACAAACCUUUACAAUGGCCAGAAGGCCCUGGAGGAGAGCACCAACAAAUACCUGAAUGACAACUGGGAGGUGGCAUUCGACUCGCUGAAGCCAGUGCUCACAGAAACUGUUGAAGACUUGCUGACAAGUAUUCUGGGUCGUUUGCUGGACAAGGUGCCAGUAGAGUACUUCGUUGGAGACAUUUCAGCUGUUUCAUCUUAAUACUCAAAUAGCGAGACAAGACCUGUAUCGCUUAAUCGGACCAACAACUACUAAAGGAAGACUUGCUUGUCAUGGGAAAUUAUAUCAAAAACAUGAGCAAAUUCGCACAAAAUUUGAAUAUUUCUAAAAGGAUUGAAGAAACGAGAAGUGUCUUAAUAAUUUGCACAAGAAAGUAUCUGUAUAGUGCAUUCUAUUCAACAUAAUUUCUCUACAUCUAUUAGACCCCCUUAAGUCUUUCUGUUAAUAUAACAGCAUAUAAAAUGAGACACGAUGCCACAAAGUAAGAAAGUAGACCAAUGUCACAGGAAAAUUUAUAGAGCCUUAAAAAAAUUAUAUACAGUCACAGCAAUAAUGACGCUAACAAUCUGAAGCCUGUCUUCCUACGAAAAACUUUGCCAUUAUUGUACUGUAGCAAGUGACUUAGCAACCUAGUUCCUGAAACGAAAUGGAAGCAAAUAGAAUCAUUGUUACAAUGACAUGUGGAUUAUAUAAUUUAUAAUGUGCUUCUUUUCUUUUCUAUAUUCUUUUGAGUGUGUUUUUUUAUUCUGUUACUGUUUUUAAACCUUUACAAAUGUGAAGUCUAGAUUAAAUUUCAUUAAAAAAAUAUUCAAUUCUUCUAUGACUUUGAGGUUGCAUUUCCUACACAGUGCCAAUAAAAUAACUUGGAUAUAACACUGUCUCAAAGCUUUUCAUUUAUGAGGUAGAAUAUCUGCAGAAUUUUUAGUUUGUGUAAGUUGUCCAUAUCAUAAUUCAACUCAGAUAAAGACUGUUUAGAAGACAGCUGACAAUUCCAUCAUUUUUUAACAAACAUUAUACAUAAGACACCCUUUAGUACAACAGGUGUUCAUCUACAGUGUGAUUGAAGUUUCUCAUAUUGAGAAAUUGAAAGGAGCAAUCUAUAUUUACUAGAAAAAAAAUUUUAAUAGCUGAGAUUGUUAAAUUAUUUUUCAUUAUUGAUGACCAGUUUUGACUAGUGGAACUGUCAUUUUUUGAUCUUCCAAACAUUUUUGGUUAUAAAUUGUAUUGCAUUAUACAUCUAUCACACAUGUCAUGUAGUCACAUUGUGUUGUCACUAUGGUGGAGAAAAUAAAGCAUAUUAUACAUAGUUUUGUCACAAGUAAAACCGUAUAUGGACGAAAAGUACCUUGUGCAAACGAGCAACCUCACAUGUAGCACUCCACUGAUGCUUGUUGGUUUUUCAAAUGCAAGAUGUAUACCAAAAAUUCACAUUUGUACAAAUUAUUACAUUUACAUGACAUGUUAUAUACAUCAUGGAUACUCCUCAGUCGAAGUAAUGGUGCAAAUGCAAAUUCUCCACAGUAAUGGCUACUUGGCAUAAGUGUUAAAUACAUGAUGGAAAAUGAAAUAUACCCAAAAAAUUUUUAAGAUCAGAAGAUGACAGUUUUACCUGCCAAAAUCGGUUCUCAAAAAUAAAAAUUAAUUGAUGCUAUCUCAGCUAAUAAAAGUUUUUCAUAGUUAGAUUUUUAAAAUUAUUUGUAGAAAUGUGUAUGUAUGCAAAAAGGUUUGCCUCGCUUCCAUGCACUAAGGGUAAAACAAUAAAGUUAUCAUCACAGAUUACAAAAUAAAGUACAGAUUACAUAAACAUUUUUUUCACUGUAAAUCACUUUAAGAUUCAAAACCUGUGAUAGGCUACUCAUAUAUAUGGCAUAUAAUUUUCAAAAAUUAAUACUUCAUAAUAUAUUUAUAUAUGUAGUAUUUAUAAUUUCAGCCGGCCGCGGUGGUCUAGCGGUUCUAGGCACUCAGUCCGGAACCGCGCGACUGCUACGGUCGCAGGUUCGAAUCCUGCCUCGGGCAUGGAUCUGUGUGAUGUCCUUAGGUUAGUUAGGUUUAAGUAGUUCUAAGUUCUAGGGGACUGAUGACCACAGAUGUUAAGUCCCAUAGUGCUCAGAGCCAUAUAUAAUUUCAAUUGUAAUAGUUUCAGAACAAUCCUAUCAAAUGUUUAUUCACAUAAUUCAGUGUGAAAUACCAUGAUAACAUCUGUUUUUAUAUUUGAGACCUGAUUCUUAGAUGGUUAAACACUUUGCAGCAUUUGUGUCAUUUGCUAUAGUCUAUUGCAUCCCCAUACUUUCUAGUUACUGUUUGUGCUGCCAAUAUUUUCAGUUAAUUUCAUUUCCAAAUUUGUACUGUAAUAAAGUUUUAAUUUU